Metopolophium dirhodum (rose-grain aphid) is the source of this 2727-nucleotide messenger RNA. It is a transcript of the gene Parg, whose product is annotated as poly(ADP-ribose) glycohydrolase. The coding region runs from base 347 to 2635 and encodes 762 amino acids. Gene Ontology annotation, cellular component: nucleus; cytoplasm. Gene Ontology annotation, biological process: ATP generation from poly-ADP-D-ribose; carbohydrate metabolic process; regulation of DNA repair. Gene Ontology annotation, molecular function: poly(ADP-ribose) glycohydrolase activity. Lineage: Eukaryota; Metazoa; Arthropoda; Insecta; Hemiptera; Aphididae. The record is from RefSeq and is a predicted model, not a curated record. The transcript has 13 exons.
UUUUCAAUAUCACUUUAUUCAAUUAAGUAACUUGUAAGCACGAUUUAAGAUAUAUCUUAAAUAUUUAUUAAAUAUAUUAUCUUAAAUCGUGGUUGUAAGUUUGUUUGACGUUUGUGAAUUGUGAUUUGUGGAUAGUGUAUCCACUAUACUAGUAGAUAAUGGCUAGUGGUCAGUAAGCGGUUUAGCAAUUUCAGUAGCUGCAUUUUAUUGUUCCCGUCAAGGUGUCAACGGCUAAUGGUGAAAGGACGAAAAAUGUGUUUGAAGAAUUUAUACUAAACAUUGGUUAAUUCUUUCUGUUUACAAAUACGUUAACAGUUAAUCCAUUUUGGAUACACGGUUUUCAAUUAUGGAGAGCGAUAAUAUUUCAAAUGACGGAACGAAGAAUUGGAAAGGAAUUGAUAAAGGUUUACUGCCUAGGAGUUUUGGCAAACAAUUGUUCCCAUCACUUAUACCUAGUUUGGAGCAUACACUAUUAUUUAAAAUUCCAAUUGGUACUAACAAUAUUCCAGAAGCACAUCCCAAAGAAUAUUGUGAUACCUGGGAUGACAAACAUGUAAAGAUGCCAUGCUCUAGACAUAAUUUAUUUUUAGUUCAUCACAAUAAUAAAAGUUCUAAAAAAAAUCGUUGGGAUGUUAUCACCUAUAGUUUACUUAAACCAAUAUUGUCAAGUGAAGAAUUAGAAAAAGCUAUUACAUCAUAUAAUCCCAAGUAUAAAGACAAAUGGCGAUUCUAUUUACUACAUUCAUUUUUUGAUGAAUGUUUAAAUGAAGAAGAAACAGAAGAAUUUUUUAAUAAUUUAUUACCAAAAAUUAUUAAUUUGGCAUUGCAAUUGCCUACAUUAGUAACUAAACCAAUACCUUUGUUGAAACAAACUCAUAAUCACUCUAUAUCAUUAAGUCAAAUGCAAAUUGCCUGUCUCUUGGCUAAUGCUUUCUUAUGUACGUUCCCACAUCGAAACGUCAGCAAUUCAAAGUCUGAGUAUUCAGAAUAUCCAUACAUAAAUUUUAACGGAUUUUUCCAAUUAAUGGUAAAUUCUUCGGCUAAUCACUAUUUGUAUGAAAAGUUGAAAUGUAUCAUUUGUUAUUUUAAAAAGGUCACUAGUGCUAAUUCUGUUCUUAAUGGAGUUGUAACCUAUUCUAGAAGAAGAUUACCAUCUGGGGAUUUACCAUAUUGGUUACAAUCAACAAAGAAGUUGACAAAUUUGUAUAUAACAUCUGAUGGGACAAUAGAAGAUAAUGGUGAUGGAAUGCUUCAAGUGGAUUUCGCAAAUAAAUUUAUUGGAGGAGGCGUUCUUGGGCAUGGUAGUGUACAAGAAGAAAUUCGUUUUCUAAUUUGUCCUGAAUUAUUAGUGUCUCAGCUGUUCUCAGAAAAGAUGUUACAUACAGAAGCAAUUAUUAUUACAGGUGUGGAGAGAUUCAGUGAUUACAGUGGAUAUGCAAAUUCUUUUGAAUGGAAAGGUGUUCAUUUAGAUGUUACUCCUGUUGAUGAUAAUAAUCGCCGCUAUACUACUAUUGUUGCGAUUGAUGCACUGUACUACAAUGAUCCUAAAAAUCAAUUUAAAACAAAAAAUUUACGACGAGAGCUGCAUAAAUCAUUUGCUGGAUUUUCAUGGGGACAAGAUUCAGAGUGUUCUGAUGUGGCAAUAGCAACAGGAAAUUGGGGCUGUGGUGCUUUUCGUGGAGAUUGUCAUUUAAAAUCAUUGUUGCAAUUGAUGAGCGCUGCUCAAGCGAAUCGGGAUGUUGCUUACUUUACAUUUGGUGAUACUAAACUGAUGGACUCAAUUCAUAGUAUGCAUAUAUUUUUGAAAAGCAAAAAUAUUACAGUUGGUGAAGUUUCUAGGAUACUUAUUAAAUACUAUGCAUGCUUGGAAACCUUACCAUAUGUUGGAGUACAUGAUUAUAUUUAUGAUGCUAUAACGAACAAAUCUUGGCAGGCAUUUGAAAAUAAAGGAUAUCAAUCUGGAGUAUUCCCACAGUAUUCACAGAAUCAAUUUUUAAGGAAUAAUUAUAAAGCAGUAGAGUCCAACACCACUAAAGUACUCCAAGCUUCUAAAACUUCAAGCACUGAAAAUGAUCAAACUCCAGAACAGUCCCAUCCUUGUUCAAGUUCAACUUCUGCAGAGUCAUCUAAGCCGUAUUCAAGUUCAAAUCUAACAAAGUCAACUCCUGAAGAGUCUCAGGCUUCUUCAAAUUCAAACAUAGUAAAGCUUACUUCUGAUGAAAUUAAGUGUUGUUUAAGUACGACUUUCAUUGAGUCACCUUCUGAAGAGUCUCAACUAUCUUCAAGUUUAAGGAUAAUAGAGUCAACUCCAGAAAAACUUGAAGAUGAAACAGAAUUAAGACAUGUUGAUAGUAUAGCCAUAGAUGCUACAGACCAUAUAAAUAAACAAGAUGUUAGAUUUUUGCCUGUAAACCAGUUUAGAUUAAAUAAUGACAAAGAGCGAACAAUGUGUAUUAAUCAGCAGAAAAACAGUUGGCUACAAUUGAAUGAUUCCAAAAAAGAUUUUCAAUCUGCUAUAGAAAAAUCAUCAGUUACAGGACAAUUGAGUAUUCUUAAAAGAGAUAGAGAAGAAAACGAUGGAGGGAAAAGAGUAGUUAAACGUAAAAUAUCCGACUACUUUUCGCCUAAAAGAUAAUAAUGCUCUAUUUGUAAUAAUUUUGAUUAAAUUUGAUGUAUAUAUUUCAUAAAUUUAGAUUUUAAUUUUCAAUAUAAAAACAUUAAAAUUGA